AUGGAAGGACUCUCAAUUGUUGCAAAUGGUCUUGCCGUCGUCUCAGUAGCUUUCCAGCUGAGCGAAGCUUGUGUAAAGCUCUAUAUUUUUUGGGAGUCAAUCGAAGACGCGCCUCAAGAGAUAUCUGCUAUCAAGGAAGAUUUGCAGUACCUUAUCUCAGUGUUCAGGAGAAUCGAGUCUGCUAAGACACCUCUUGGCCACUGCAUCGCUGAGGGCAUACAGCACUGCCGAAUCAAGGUCGUGUCCUCAUCGUCCCUCACAGGCCAACGAUACGUACACCCACUACCAGUCAUGUCUCAAGACGUCGCUAAGAACGCGCUGAUGUACUUCGAACAAGCAGUUCCGGAGCAGGCUUUGGCAAACUUUACGGUGCAAGAAUUAAUGUUGCAUGCCAUAAGUCAGACGGCGAUCGCAACCUUCAAAUCGACGUCACUGGAGAUAUUUGCACAGGAUGGUUACAUGAUAGAUGAGUGCGGGCAAAUACGCGCAAAGACCUUUGUAUACUCCAAAAGCCUGCGAUACCGAGUGAGCCAUCAAGCCUCAAGCUUUCGAACAGCCCUAGGAUGUCUCUGGGUACGCACGACGACUAUCAGCCGUGUAAGCGAAUUUACUGGCCAACUUGAGAAGUCACAGACUGUUACUUCUGUUGUGUUCUAUCCGACAAGAUGGUUGCAACUAUUGGGUAUCAGAAAUGGAGUAGAAGCCAUUGUGGCAUCGGCUGGCAGAAGUUGGCUAUACAACUGCAAGAUCACGGUCACACGGGCCGUUCCAGAAGACUCCAUGAUCUUUGAUCUUUGUCUAGCUGGCGAAACAAGAGCUGUACAACUGCUCCUUGAGAAAGGGCAAGGGAGUGUGGUGGACACAAGCCCCAAAGGCUGGAAGCCUCUACACUAUGCUGCUGUAGCAGGGCAUGCCGACCUUUGCGCUCUGCUAAUCCGAGCAGGCGCUGAUAAAUCUGCGCUGGUAUACGAAGGACCUACUGAGUCCGUCCUUGCCGAAGAAAAGAUCGAAAUGCUAAGGCUGUUCUGCGAUUGCAUCGACUUAUCCGAUGCGGACAGCGACGGCUGGCUAGUUCAUGAGUGGCUGAAAAAAGCCUAUGCGACAGAGAGAAAGCCAAUUUCACAAAACAGCAUCACCUGGCUCUUGCACUUGACAGCGAACGAAGAAUACGUUGAAUUCAGCGCUCGAAACGUGUGGUCAGCAUUGCAACACGGACUGAGAUCUGUACUCAACCACGGACGUUUUGGCGACGUCCUAGGGCGCAUCCUGGACCUGUCCGAGGAAGAAUGUGAGAACACUAGCCAGAGACAUAUAGACUCGUUAGGCGCUUGGCUGGCCCUACGAGUCAAUGGUCGGGUACUUCUACCGAUGGCCCAGAAUGCAGGAUCGUUCCUGCAGAUGAAGGGAUUCGACUGGAUUGCUGAUGACAUGCCACACCGACAAUUUCUGCAAGCGCUGCCGAACAUCUAUUCAGCUUGGUGCCAUUCUGUGAUCGAAGCAGUCGAGCAAGUGGAGACAUACAUGAGGGAAGACCUGGAACAGUGUUUCAGUCAGCUGUGCUUAACUCGAGAAACUUUUCUGACACAGAUCUCUCAUGCAAACACACUCCCACAAAAUCCGGGCUGUGGGCAGGCCCAGCGGCGAGUGUGUACAGAUUGCCAAGAUGACUACAGCGCUCUCGACAGUGGUCUCGUAGAGCCAGCACGGAUCGCUGUCGCGGAAUGUGUCAUGACUGGCCAUUCAUUCGAUUGCGCUUGUCAGACAGUCUCCUCCACAAAGCCAUACCAUCUUCCAACUUACUCCGGCGCAUGUUCCGAGGACGAAGAUGAUCAAGUUGACGACAUUGACGAGCAGUUCUACGAUACGGUGCCUCAUCUGUUUGACGAUGUGGACCCCAGCAAGCCUGACGCAUUCUCCGAAAUCGCUACGGUGCUGUAUCGCGCCCACGGACGAGUCUGGAUUGGCAGUUACGCGAUUGGUGAACAGCUUUGUGCGUCUUGCUUUCUGUCCAGAGAACAGUAUAUCGGUGAAGAUGGGCUGGCUGCUGACUUUCCACCAAUGCCAGAAAGUUUCCAGGGGCUCCGAGCGAAGUGGUGA
Molecule: messenger RNA, 2097 nt
Organism: Boeremia exigua
Lineage: Eukaryota; Fungi; Ascomycota; Dothideomycetes; Pleosporales; Didymellaceae
Exons: 5
Coding region: 1-2097 (698 amino acids)
Molecular function (GO): protein binding
Source: RefSeq, a predicted model, not a curated record